UCCUAUUUCUUUAAUAACCAAUUGCUUAAACUUCACAUACAAUGUAUCCAUUCAACACUUACAACCUUCCAAACAACUUUGACGUUGAUUCCCUUUUCAAUCUUUUGCAUCAACAACAGUAUUACCAACAAGCCCCUAACUCCCGUCCUAGAGUCGUCAAGAAGCUUGAGACUGAAGACGAAUUCCAAAUCCAAAUUUAUAAGCCAUACGGUAACUUCAACAAUUAUGAAGUGAGAGUAGUCAAGGCUACACCACCAAUUGUCAAGGUGAUUAUUUCAUCCGCACAGGACAAGUUCAGGCAGGAGUUCCAAUUCAAUGUCAAUUACAUCGAUAUUGAAAACAUUAAUUGGCAAUGGUACAAACUGAGGAAUAUCUUGUGUUUGAACAUUCCCAAGAGAAUCCACUACGUUCAUUCCAACUUAGAAGACAUUUUGAAUUGUCUUGUUGGUAAUCAUGAACACGAGUAUCAAGGUGAACCAGAGCAGGAGCCACGUUAUUUGGACGAAGAGUCUGAUUUCGAUGAGGAAGAUGCAUGUCCAGCACAUGAAUCUGGAGCUGUUAGAAACGGGUUCAUUCCACAACAAGAUGUUGCUUCCAGAAGAGCUGCUAUUGAAAAGUCAAUUUUGGAACAGAGGCAAGCUGAUGCUGCUGCUCGUCGGGCUGAAGAAGAAGCUGAGCGUUCUAGAAGAGAAGCUGAAGAAAGAGCAAGACAAGAAGCCGAAAGAGCCAGACGAGAAGCCGAAGAAAGAGCCAGGAGAGAAGAACAAGCUAGAAGGGAAGCUGAUGAAAGAGCUAGAAGAGAAGCUGAGGAGGCCGCUAGAAGAGAAGAACAGGCUAGAAGAGAAGCACAAAGAAAGGCUGAAUUAGAAUAUAGAAGACAUAUUCAACAAGAAGCCAAGAGAAAGCACGAACAACAUCAAGCUGCUUUAAGGCAACAACAAGCCGAAAAAGCUAAAAGAAAUCAAGAUCAACUUGACUACGAUGAUUUCGCACAACAGCAACGUGAUUUUCUCAACCAAUUCUUUGGAUUUAAUUUAGGAAGGUCACCUCCUCCACAAUUCCAAUCUUCACAACCAGCCAAACCAGCAGUAUCAACGAAACCACCUAAAACCACCACAUCCAAACCAAAACCUCAAGUUGCUCCAAAACCUGAAAAUUUGAGAAAACAAUCAAUUCCAGUAAAAGUUCAUGACACUGAUGCCGACUCAAUAUCUUCAGAUCAUCAACAAGCCAAAAUUGAAGACUCACACCUUGCUGCAUUACACAAACAUCCUUCCUUAGAGGAAGUUGAAGAUGAAGAAUCAAUAAUGUUUAGGAAAAAAUUUGGUCAUUAGUUUAAUUUAUAUAUCGUUUGAUUUUUAAUUCAUAAUUUGCAAUUUGUCUCAU
Molecule: messenger RNA, 1386 nt
Organism: Spathaspora passalidarum NRRL Y-27907
Lineage: Eukaryota; Fungi; Ascomycota; Pichiomycetes; Serinales; Debaryomycetaceae
Exons: 1
Coding region: 42-1334 (430 amino acids)
Source: RefSeq, a predicted model, not a curated record